Pseudopipra pipra is the source of this 6268-nucleotide messenger RNA. RefSeq names its product butyrophilin subfamily 3 member A1-like. NCBI's taxonomy places the organism in Eukaryota, Metazoa, Chordata, Aves, Passeriformes, Pipridae. Gene Ontology annotation, cellular component: external side of plasma membrane. Gene Ontology annotation, molecular function: signaling receptor binding. The coding region runs from base 3866 to 5494 and encodes 542 amino acids. The transcript is spliced from 8 exons. Gene Ontology annotation, biological process: T cell receptor signaling pathway; regulation of cytokine production. The record is from RefSeq and is a predicted model, not a curated record.
UUUUUACUCACUCUCUCAGUCACUUCCCUUGUUAACCCCAGCUGGAAAUAUCAGAAAUAAAAAUAUGGGUUUAUAGGCAUAUCGCGAAGUUGUAAGAUAUCCAAGUCUCAGAGUGGACUUGGGUGUCAGGGUCUUUUUCAGCCAGUUAAGGGAAAUAUAAAAAUUCCCAAAAUUAAAAUCUUUCGGGGCCACGUGAGAGUUUGGUACACAGGGGUUUCUUUUCUCUCUUUGGGCUAAGAACAAAGGAAGAUCCCUCACUUUUGACAGAGGAUGGCCAGUGGCCAGUUAGAAAGAAGGGAAAGCCCCUUUUCAGAGACAAGAAAACUUUUUAGGCAAAAGCGAAUAUAUGAAGCUUCUCUGAAAAAGGUGGGAUUUUGUACAACUAUAAAAAUGCAUGAAAUUUAAACCCAAGGGGUCUUUUCUCCCCAAAGAACUCGGUGUGAGACUAGAGCCAGUGCGGUGAAUAAAUUCUUUCUUUUUGUUUCAUGAGUUUUUGCCGUCCUUCUGAAUUCAAGGGAGAAGUUUUUUCUCACAGAAAUACUUCUGGCACAGUCUUUGGAGGAAGAAACAGCUGCGAAAAGUAAGACUAAGAGGAAAAUACAAGAGCACUUCAGUUCACUGAAGUCCUUGAAAAGCAGAAUUGCUCCCAUUUCAAGCUGAUUUCUCUGAAUGGUGACUGUCAAUUCCCAGGGAAACCCCACCUUCAUUCUCUAUGUAAUCUGUCAGCGAAACAUCAGUCUUAGAGUAAAAUCAUCUGUGAUCUUCAGGCAGAGCCACACCCUGAGUUAAUCCUUGAUCAUCUCUGAUCCACAGAUUGAAGACACGGGGAUCGUUCUCACCUGACAACAGGGGAAAGUUUCUCUGGCAAGAGGAAAAAUAGCUGUCCUAUAUCAGUGCUCACCUUUCCUGAGUCAGGUAGGUAAGCAGGUCUCUUUUAUUUCUCUCCCUCCUGAACAAGUGGUGAAUGUGGUGGUAUUCCCCCUCUGGAAAGGGCUGUUGGGCCCAGGGACCCCCUGGGGGCAGGGCCUUGAGGCAGGGCUGGGCUGAUGAUAACUCUGGAACCUUCUUCUCCAUAAGCAAGGCUGGUUCCAGCUGUGCCCACUUGGAACUGUUUCCUGCCGGAAGCUGAAAAAGUAGGAAAGUGCCCUGAUUUUAUGGGAAUUUGGGAUGACAAUAACUCUGAGAGCACCCAGGGCUCAGCUGCAUCUGCAGGAAUGUUACUGAGCUUAAACUGUGUCCUGGUGUGUCUGUUCAGCAGUGUUGAACAUGAAGCCUUGGGGGACAGAGGAACUCUGUGUUUGAUUGUUGUGCUGAGAUUUUUAGGUCUAUUUUCACUUGUCUUCUUUUGAAAAGCAUUCAGCUUGUUUGGGAAUGUGGGUUUGGUCUCUGAAGUAGUAACUAAUGACUUGUUAAACAGCGAGGUUUCUUUUGAGCCCUCCUUGGAUAACAGGGAAAUUUGUAAAAGUUGGAUGUGAAAAGACCAUGACAUUUGUCAGAAGAAGUAUCUGUGUUGCUAAACAAGGUAUGUAAGGUCUCAGCAAGUUCUGGAUGGAAUUCAUAGGUAAGAUGUUCCAGUCUUGUGACAUUUUGCAUUUCCAAGCCUCUAGCUCCUGAUCUAGAGGCAAAGAGGUUUCUUCAAGUCCUGUGUCAUAUCUGCCCCUUCCCAAAUGCCUGAUUUAGUAUCCAACCCUGAUAAUAUCUGAAACAGCCCCUGAGACCUCUUUUUAGGUGACUGAGGAGCAGCCCUCUCAUCUCUAAUCAGGAUUAACCUCUUUCCCAUAGUAGAUGUCCAAAUUAAUGCCUCUGACAAAAUUUCAUAUGGCCUCAUGGGAUAAUGGACUGCAAAGAACAAACUUAGUGCCUGUCCAAGCCCAUGAAAACAGGAGGAAGAGCAGAAUUUAACAGGACAGUUUCCAAAGUUUAGUGUCAGUUGCAGUUUGACAUUCAAUGCCCUGAGCUGCCUGUGGAGUUUAUGGACAUGUGGGCCAUGUGGUUGGUGGAACUGAGGCUGUGGUCAUGUCACCCCAAGACCUGUGGCUUGUUGAGUGAUGUGAGACUGUCCUGGUUUAAGCCCAGAUGGCCACUAAGUACCACAGAGCUGCUCGCUCACUCCCUGGCCCCCGGCACCCCCUGGGCGGGGAGAAGAAUUGGAAAGAAACAAUAAACCUUGUGGGUUAAAAAAAUAACAGCUUAAUAAUUGAAACACAUUUUAAAAAUAAUUAGAAUAAGAUUAAUAAUAAGAAUUGUAAUUUAAAGUAGAGAGGGAGAUGGAGAGGGAGAGCGAGAGGGCAGAAUAAAACCCAUGUGAUGUCCAAUUUUGCUCACCACCCACUGACUGAUGCCCAGCCUGUCCCCGAGCAGAGAUCAGUCCCCUUCCGGCCAACUCCCCCCAGAAAAUAUACUGGGAAUGAUGCUCCAUGGUCUGGAAUAUCCCUCUGGCCAGUUCAGGUUACCUGUCCUGGCUGUGCUCCCUCCCAGCUUCUUGUGCAGCUCCUUACUGGCAGAGCAGGAGACACUGCAAAGUCCUUGACUUGGGCUGAGCACAACUGAGCCACAACCAAAAUAUCAGCAUGUGAUCAGCAUUAUUCUCAUCUUGAAUCCAAAACACUGCCCUGCACCAGCCACAAGGAAAAAAAUUAACUCUAUCCUGUCCAAAACCAGAACAGAAACCUCUGAGUGCCUGUUUAUCUCCAUGUGCCAGAAACAGAGCUGAGAUCAGAGGAAAAAGCCUCUGCUCUGGAGAUCAGAGUAGAGACAAAUCCCCAUCAUGGUGAUCUGUGGUGAAUUGGAUGAAAUCCCUCCAGAAGUCCAUAGCAAGUGAAGAGGGACAAUUUGUGAUUAAAACUAAGUGAAUUGAACACUUCCCUUGUCACUCCACCUGUGCUUACCCAGCUGGCCAAACAUGGCAGGACAUCCCAGGACAAGAAUUAAUCCAGAAUUACUGAUGUCUGCCUUGAUCCACCACCAGGCCUGUUCCAACUGCAUCUGAUUUAGUCCCAUGAGAUGUAGCUGUGAGACCUUAUGGCCACCUUAUGGCUGGGAAGUAGGGAUGUAUCCAGAACUGCAGUGCAGGGUGAUUAACUCUUGCUUGGAAACCAUCAGGGUGUCUCACCUUCCUCACUGCUCACUAACCAUGGAAUAUUGAACACCAAUAAAGUCAUAAAGAUACCAAACCAGAAGUGUUGCUAUGAGGACUGAGAUAAGGACUGUCGGUCCCACUCUGGAAAUGUCAAAAGUUCGCAGAGAGAGCCAGAGCCAGAGAGGGGAAGGAUCUUUAGCGUAGUGCAGCAAAGCUGACCCUGGUGCAGGUCCCUAAAUGAUUCCAGGUUUGUGCUGGAGCUGAUGCACUGUCACCCUGCAGCCUGAGGGUGCCCAGGGAGAGGGAACUUCAGGAUAGCAAACACCAUGGAUUCCCCAUCUCCAAAUGUAGGCAUGGGAGGGGGUAAACUGUGUCUUCCUUCUUUUCCCCCCAGCUCAGAGCAUGGACAGAGAGACUCCUGCAACCCAGACCGGAGAUUUAAACUGAUGUAUUAAUUAAGGUGUCCAUCAAAUUUCACAGCAGGCAGUGGGGGCUGGGUUGAAUUUUCCUCUCUUGCAUCCCCUGUCACAACUUCCUGGGAGCACGUUGGACUGAGAGAAAUUCCCAGAAGCUGCAACGAUAAUUGAGAUCUCUGGAAAGGCACAAGUUCUCUUGAUGUCUGAACUCAACUGUUUGAGUGCUUUGCACCUUUAGAAGUCACAGCUGGCAAGUGCCAGGUGAGAGAGAUCAGGGGGCUUUGGGACAGGAUUUCCCUUCCUUGUCCACUUCCCUUCUGUGCCUGUUCCAGGUCAGCUGCAGGAUUGUCCCACCUCUGUGACUGCAGGGAUGGACCAAAGGAGAUGGCUCCCGUUGGCUCUGACACUGCUUCCAGCCUGGUUUCUCCCUCUCUCCUAUGACUUUGGGCUUUUCAAUUUCCCCAGUUACAAUUUUGUCUCAGAGGAAAGAAGAAAAGGAGAAAAAAAUUUUGAGCUUAGCUCUCCCCAGAAUGUAGUUGGAAUUGUCAGCCAGGAUACAAUCCUUCCUUGCACCAUCUCUUCCACAAAGCCACUGGACAACCCUGAAGUGCAAUGGAAGAAGAUCACAGAUGGACAUCCAGAGGACAUCUGCACAUAUGGACAGUGUGGUUGUGAACCAAUGCAGAAAUACCAUGGGCGGGCACCAAUGCCAGGAGAUGGAUUUGCCACUGGGAACGUGUCCCUGACGCUGAAGAACGUCCAGCCAGCAGAUGAAGGAACGUACAGUUGCACUGUGACAUCCAGGGACUGGAGUGCUGACACAGCCACCGAGCUCAGCAUUGCAGGUACUGGGGAAGUGUUCCUUGAAAUUCUGGGCCCUCAAGGGCAAGGGCUCGAGCUUGGCUGCAGAUCACACGGAUGGUUCCCCCAACCUACUGUCCAGUGGGUGACUGAGGAUGGGCAGGGUCUGUUUGCAGACACUGAAAUACAGCAGGACAGUGAGAAACUCUUCAGUGUCUGGAGUCGAGUCACAGUUACAGGAGAGGAAGUGGGAAAAGUCACCUGUCAAAUCCUGAACCCCCUGGUGCAGAUGGAGAAGAAAACUAUUGCACGUCUCUCAGGUGCUGCUUUUCCCCAUGUGUCUCCAUUUGUCCCUGCCUUCUGGACACUACUCACUUUAUUCCUUCUCACAUUGGCUGCUGGUGCUGUUCUGGUAUUUCAAGAAAUGAAAGUGGUGGAAAAUACCACAGGGGCCCUGGAAUCCAUGUGGAAGAGGGACCUCCAUGAAGUCUCCCAGAAAAUUCAAACUCUGCAGGAAGAUUUCCAGAACAUGCAGCAGUCCACACAGCAUGACAUUCAGUUGCUCAGAACAGACCUGGAGAACAAACUAGAGCUUUUCAAAAUACAGUACUACAAAGAGAAGCAUAGAGGAUAUCGUGCAGUUGUUGUCACCCUGGACGCUGCCACAGCUCAUCCCGGAUUGGGAAUAUCUACAGAUGGGAAGACAGUGGUAAAGGGAGGUUUCGGCAUGGAAGGUAUCUUCAGAGACUUCUCCAGCAAUGAGAAGAGAUUUGAUUCCCAUCUGUUUGUGUUGGCAAAGCAAAGAUUCAGAUAUGGGAGGCUCUACUGGGAAGUGUCUAUUCGGGGAAGAAGAAACUGGGCCUUGGGUAUUGCCCGGGAAUCUGUGACUCGCAAAGGGCCACUGACUCUGACCCCUAAGAAUGGCUUCUGGGUCAUCGGGUUGGCAGAUGGGCGAGACUAUUGGGCCUACACGGAUCCUCAGACCCGUCUGAGUGUGAGGGGGGAGUUGGAAGUCAUUGGGAUCUUCUUAGACAUCCUAGCCAAGGAGGUGUCUUUCUACCAUGUGUACGAUAAGGAAGCAGCUCUGUACACUUUUAGCAUUGCUGAUGGCAGCAGCCAGAGAGAUGAAUUCAUUCCCUUCUUCUCCUUAGACUCUGCUACUGCAAACCAUGAUCCUCAGGCUCUGGUAAUAGUGUAGAUUUUUGAUGAUGUUCAAUAGUUUACUCCACAUUUCAAAGCUCAGUAAUGUACAGCCAGUGAUGAAAUCCCAUUGUAAUCAGGCUGCUGCCUAAUUUGUGUCUCCUGAACAAAGCUAAUGAAGGACAGGACAGAUCUCUCAGAGUGGUCUGUUCUGAGUUUUUUGCCUUAUGGAUCAGAGUGAAGAAUGUUUUGAGGGAAAUUAUAUGUGCUCAAGAAAAAUAAAUGUACUUUAAUGUUUGUAUGAAAAAAAGUGGUGUGAGGGACUGAAAAAAAAGUUAUUAAUAUUAUUACUGGCUCAAAACAGCUCUGUGUGUGUGAGAGGGGACAGAUCAGAUUCUGCCAAGGUGCAGUGGUGCUCCGCCCCCAUGAAAGCAUCUCGUGCAGCUGUCAAUCACUGGCACACUGGUAGCACUGCCCCACACCACACCCCAGGGGACCCCUAACCCAGAUCUCAAAUGGCUGGCAGACCAGAACCCCACCUGGGGGUCAUGGCCACAGGAGUCCAGAGCAAAUACGACCAACAUCAUGAGGGCCUCCAUGUGCAUGGCCCUAUCAUUCUUGGAUUUGUGUUAGCUGGUUCUAUGCUCGAUCUAAGGCAGUAGCUAUAAUUCUCUCUCUCUCUCUUUUUACUUCUUAAUUUCCUUUUCUUAAUAUUUGGGUAACUUAAACUUGGAUGGGUUGGAAUUUGCUAAAUCAAUGCUUUGUGAAAUGCUUUAUGUUGGUUGAAUGCUUCUUUUAAACUUUUUCCAAAAUUUGCCAGUAAAAGUGUGUU